Spirometra erinaceieuropaei is the source of this 459-nucleotide messenger RNA. NCBI's taxonomy places the organism in Eukaryota, Metazoa, Platyhelminthes, Cestoda, Diphyllobothriidea, Diphyllobothriidae. The record is from the annotation of a GenBank genome assembly.
AUGCCGUCAUUGGUUUUUGCGGCAUUUUAUAAGGCUUUCAGCGUGCCAGACUUCAGCCCACCGCACCCUGGUAGCAAUGUAGCACCCGGACAUCGACUGAAUGAUCUCGACUAUGCCGAUGAUAUCGCCUUACGUGCUUCAAGUUUUGGUGAUCUGCAGUCUAUGGUGUCGCGGGUGAACGAGGUCGCUCAAUCAGUCGGUUUGUCCAUAAACGCUGGGAAGACCAAAGUAUUCUCAAGCUGCAUCCCUGACCAGGAGAAGGCACCCCUGGGGAUUGAUGCUUGUCAACUUGAAGAAGUGGACAGUUUUAAAUACCUCGGGGCGAGGCUGCUGCCUAAUGGACAGAGUAAGGACGACAUUGUCUCCCGAAUCGAUGCUGCCCGCUGGGUUGUUUCAAGCCUUCGGAAAUGCCUGUGGAACCGACGUAACCUCUCCAUCGCCACUAAGAUGCGCGUGUAG